Messenger RNA from Sturnus vulgaris (Common starling), 5804 nucleotides. The record is from RefSeq and is a predicted model, not a curated record. Lineage: Eukaryota; Metazoa; Chordata; Aves; Passeriformes; Sturnidae.
AGAAGAGGUCACUGAGUCACUGGCACGACUGGGAACAACUCUCCAGCUGCAGUUUCAAUUGGUCCCUUGAAAAAAACAUCUCCCAGUUCCCUUUCUGAGCCUGGCUCAAAUGAAAAUAAACACUGAACCCAUGAGAGCAACCAGAGCGAGCCCUGGCUCCUUCCUGCCUCUGGGGACCCAUGGACAGGCUCUGUCCUGCUGCUGGCACGGGCAGGGACCCACCUGCCACCUCCUGUGACACAUCCCCUGGACACCUCUCAGGAUGGGAGAAUCUUGCCAGGGAUCUGGAUUCCUCUACCCACCCUCUGUGUUCCCCAGGGAAAGCUGGGCUGGCAGAGCAGAGCAACCCCACUCCCGAGGCAGGACACGGCUCCCCUGGCCCCUCUGUGGCCCUGCUGCCUCUCAGGGACACCUUUCCACCAGAGAUCUCGCUCUCGUUCUCUGUCGAGAGCCGCUCCUCUCGGUGCCGCAAUUCCCAGCUCCAGGAAGCUGCCAGGAAGAAGCUGUGGGCUCUGGGGAGCGAUGACAGAGGUGUCUGUGCCCUGUUCAAGGAGCUGUCAGCCAGGCUGGUCUGCACGCAGGCACACGAGGAUCGCUUCCUCCUCACCUUCAAAACCCUGGAGGAAGUCUGGAAGUUUUCCACGUAUCUGACUUUAGGGUACGUGGGGUCCUGCCUGGAGCAGCUGCUCUUUGCCCAGGAGUUCUGGCUGGACUGUGCCCUGGUGGAGGACACUGAGCUCAGGGUCACCAUGGAUGAAGAGCACCUGGCCACCAUCUACAUGGACCUGCUCCUCCAGGAAGGGAAUUUUUUCUCCAGGGCAGUGCCUGGUGCCUGGAAGUCAGAGCAGGAGGGAGAGGAGGGUCUGCAGCUCUGCAGGAAUGAGCUGAUCCACGUGAAGAGUGUGGGACAGGAUUCCAGAUGGGAAGGGAUGUCCCUGCUGACAGGACAGCGAGGGGUGGUGCCCGUGACAGCUCUGCAGCCAAUAGCUCAGCCCUUUUACCAGUGGUUCCUGAAGAAUUAUGCUGUGAGUUUUGGGGUCUCCCAGGAGAUCAGUGGGACGAGCUCUCAGGCCAUUGUCAAAGGCAGGUGCAUCGCCACCAAGGACCACAGAGGAGCAGCGUGGGAUGAGCUGAGCUUCUCCAAAGGAGACCCCAUAGAAAUCAUCGGGUUCUUCAUCCCUGGACUGCCCUGGUUUGUGGGGAAAUCCCUCAGCACCGGCACCAUUGGCUUCGUUCCCACCCAGCACGUAAAUCCUGAGGCUUGUGAACCUCUGGGAAAGGGUUUCGUGUUUCUGAGCGAAGAGGAGAAGUCCCCAGUCCUGCACGUGCCCUGCAAUGGUGACGAGCAGCACUUUGUCACCCUCCUGGGGGAGCUGGCACACACUGACAUCACCUCUGUGUACAGGCUGGCUGGUUUUGAACCCACAGCUGCGUUCCCACAAGUGCCACCAGAGGCUGCUCCCCAUGGCAGUAAGGAAAUCCAAGUGCUCCAGUCUUGGGAGGAAAUAAAUGACUGGGCUACCAGCAGCACCUCGGAGCUGUCCAGCCCAGGCAGUGAAACAGCCCCUGCCACGCUGGAAGAUGUUCUCCUGGACAAGCUGGACGAUUUGGAUUAUCCCAAAUUCUUCAUCGACCUCAACGCUGGACACAUGGAUGAUGCUGAUGUCUUUGACCCCAUGCUGACCUUCCUCAACCAAGACAGUUUCGUGCCCAGUUUUCAAAGUUUUUAUGAUCUCAGCUUUUCCUUUCUCCACUCCACUUUUUAUGGUUUCUCUGAUGAGGAUGAGCUGGUCCUGUACCUCGAGACUUCCCGCAACUGGGCCAAGAGGACUCGUUCAGUUUGGGCCCACGUCAGGCUCUGUUUCCUCUUGGGUAAACUCUGCAUCAAAAAGGUGAAGCUCUCCCAGGCUCGGGUGUACUUUGAGGAAGCCAUGAGUGUCCUGGACAGGGGUUUUGGGGACCUGCCCCUGCUGGCAGCGCUGCACGUGAGCCUCGCCUCCAUCUACCUGAAGCAGAACAUGAAGCACAAAUUCUCCUCCCUGCUGGGGAAGACAGUGACCUUGCUCGUGUGCCUGCCUGGCCGCUCCUUCAGCUGGGAGAACGAGCUGGAGCUGCUGAUGUACAUCCUGAGGGAAUCCAUCGCUGCGGGCAACGCCCCACUGGAGGCCCGGGUCUGCUUCCUCAUUGUCCAACUCUUUCUGCAGCUGGGCAGAACCGAGGAGGUGCUGCCCUUUUUGGAGCAUCUCCAAUGUCUCAGCAUCACCUGGCUGGGCCCGGGCACCCGUUCUGGGCCCCUGGAUGCCGCCGCCACCUUGGGCUACCUCUAUGACAAGAAGUGCCUGCCCAACCUCGCGCUGGCCUCUGUCAGGUCCUUUGUUCCCGGCAGCACCAAGGGGACACCCACCCCCAUCUGGAGAGCUGGCUUCAUCCUCCAAAACGCUUCCAAGCUCCUGGGGAAGCAGCUGGACAGGAGCAGCAUCCCGGCAGUGGCUUGUUUGUACCUGAAGCAAGCGCUGCAGUUCUGCUGCGACAGCAGGGCCGUGCCCAUGCAGCGGACUCUGUGUGCUGUCCUGUCCAGGAUGUUCCUGCAGCACGGGCUGCUGCAUGGGGCUGUUUGUUACGCAGCCAGGGCUGCAGCUCUGGGCAGGCUGCUGGGGGAGGAGGAGGCUUUUGAGUCCUCGCUGUCCUUGGGGUGGCUGCAUUUGCUGCAGCAGCAGCCGGGCCUGGCCAGGGCCAUCCUGCAGAGCAUGGCCAGCAAAACCCAGGGUGGGGCCGUGCACAAUCUGCUAGCCAUGGCCCUCAGCGGUGAGGGGAGGAUUCAGGAAGCUGCAGAGAACUUCCUGAGGGCCCUGCACAAGGCCAAGGAGAUGGGGAGCAGGAGGAACCAGGCGGUGGCCCUGGCGAACCUGGGCCAGCUGAGCCUGUCGUGUGGGGCCACCCAGCUGGCCGAGCUCUACCUGCUGUGGGCAGUGAGGCUCUUUGCCGAGCUCCAGGGACACCAAGAGCUGGACAUGGAGCUGGCACAGGUGCUGCUGUGGCUGGCACAGGCCAUGGUGGACAGGCAGAGGAUGGAAGAUGCCAAACUCUGCUAUGAGCUGGCGCUGGGGUUUGGCCUGAAGUGGCAGAACCUGAGGAGUCAGCUGCACGUCACGGAGCGCCUGUGCCAUUUCUACAGCAGAGUGUGCCCCGACCUGCAGGCCUGCAUCACCUACCACGAGCACUGGGCAUCCUUGGCACGGCAGCUGCAGGACAGGGAGCUGGAGGGCAAUGCCAGGCAGGCCCUCAGCCAGCUCUACCAGGCUUUGGGCACACCUGAGGCUUUGAGACAAUCCCUGGACUGCACCAAGCAGUGCCUGAGGAUCUUCAUCGACCUCGAGGAGGCUGCGAGGGCAGCAGAGGCCUGGCUGCAGGCAGGAAAACUCUAUUAUCUUCUACAGGAGGAUGAGCUGGUGGAAAUGUACUUCCAGGCAGGCAUCCAGACUGCCCUGAAAGGGGACAACUUCUCCUUGGCCAUGGACCUUUAUGAGAAAGCAGGGGACACCUUCUUUAAUGGCAGCCGGGACAGGGCCAGAGCUGUGGAGUUUUACAGGGGAGGUGCUGUGCCCUUGGCCAGGAAACUCAAGGCCACCCAGACAGAGCUGAGGCUCUUCAACAAACUGGCCGAGCUGCAGAUCAGCCUGCAGGGCUACGAGAAGGCUCUGGAGUUUGCCACGCUGGCAGCCAGGCUCAGCCUCAGGGUUGGGGAUCAGCUGCAGGAGCUGGUUGCCUUCCACCGCCUGGCCACAGCCUAUGACCUGCUGCACAUGUAUGAGAUGGCUGAGGAUUGCUACCUGAAGACUCUGGCCCUGCGUCCCCCCGUGCUGCAGAGCUCAGCAGAGGCCCUGUAUUACUGCAAGCUCUACUGGCACCUGGGAAACCUCACCCUGCACAAGCUCAAGGAUGAACAGGAUGCAUCUUCCUACUUCCUGCUGGCCCUCGCUGCAGCCACUGAGCUGGGAGACCAGGAGCUGCAAGCCCUGCUCCGUGCCAAGCUGGGUGCCAUCCCCAGAGCCCCAGGGGCACCUGAGGGCACGCCAGGCUGUGCCACGGACCGGCCACGGUGGCUGAGCGAAGGUGGCCACGUGGUGUGACCCGUGUGCCACGCUGGGAGCCAUCUGUGCCAGGUCUGUGUGCUCUCCAGAACCGGUCCAGGAGACAGAAGAGUCCUGCAGCACAUCCUGGAAGGGUUUGGGCUUCUCACCCCAAGCAUUUGGGACCCUGCCCUCGUUUUUCAGGAAUUUUCAGUGUGUGCCCCACAGCGGAGGUGGCACAGCCAGGGCAGGAUGCUGGAGCUGGUGGUGCAGCAGGAUUGAGUUCCUGAGUGGAUUCAGAAGUUCCCUGCCCAGGAUGGGGAUGGUGACAGCUGCCACGUGCCUGUCCCCACACCUUGGAGCAGCUCAACCCGACCCAAAAGUGUUUGAAACAACAACUCUUUUAUUUAUGCCUGGUUUUAAUCCUCAUCUGCCCCAUGAGGUUUGUGAUGACAUCUCUGCCACCCCCCUCUCCUGUAAAAAGCACCGCCAAAGCUUUUGGCAGUGAAGAGACAGAAUUAGGGAAGUGAGGAGGAAUAAAGGGACUGGUGGAGCCUUAUCUGGGGGCAGAAAAAAAACUCAGGGGGAGGCAGAGCCCCAGCCCUGCCAUCCAACCUCUGGAUCUAGAGCAGGAGCACAGGAAAAGAGCACCGGAAUGGGGAGGUGCUGUAUCCCCAUCCCUGGAGGUGUCUAAAGGUAGAUGUGACAUUUGGGGACACGAUUUAAUGGUCGGGCUCGAUGAUCUUAGAGACGUUUUCCGACACGAGUGGUUCUCCCGGGCACAGAGCAGGAAUGUGCAGCUCUGAGAUGGCCACCAGAGAGCAAUAAAUGCUCAUUUUUGCAGCGAGAGCGGCUUCCCUGCAAAUCCCGGGCUGGGCUCUCACUCCGGGAUGGAGCACAGAGAAAAAGGAGCGAUUUUCCCAGCUGAUCUCUUUGCUUUGGCAACCAGUGGCCAUCUGGGGCUUCACAGCCAGACCUUGUUCGCAGUUCUCUGCCCGUGCUGCCCUGCCUGGGGUUGUUAAAUGCAGAAUAUUUAUUUCCUCCCUGCUCUCUGCAAACGCCGAGUUCAGCUUCCUCUUCCAAUCCCUUCGAGGCGUUUGUCACCGGGGCAAUGAUUAUUUACUGCUUGUUUACCGAGCAGCCUCCGACCCCAGCCCAGAGGAGGGAAAUCUUCAUUGGGGAUGAAAUCCAGCGAGCUCAGGGCUCCCCAAAAUCUUCCUGCCCCACCCCACCGAGCUUAGUGAAGGUGGUUGGUGCUCACCACGCCAGGGCAGGAUAUUUUCUGCAGUUUUUCUUUCGGUCUAGAUGGUUUUUAAGGACAAUUCCAGCCCCUCGACAUUCUCUGGAUCUUUUCACACCAGGGGGAAAAGCACAUCUUUGUGCCAGGAGGGAGAUGGACAAUUAGAAAUCAGGCUGUGGGGAGGAGCUGGGAUGGCUCCGGUUUAAACACAAAAGCUCAGUGUCUGAGCUGGCCUAACUCAGCCCAGCUCCAGGAGUCAGAGAUGUUCUGAUUUGCAAGACUCUGGAGCUGCUUGGAAACCAAAUGUGUCCUCCUUAAAUCACAGAAAAACGAAUUCUGUGGUGCCUGUGGGGGGAAAAAACUCUUCCUCCUUGGGAGCAUCCUAUAAAAGAUCAUUUUCCCUCUUCCUCAUCUGCCUGCCCGCUCCCACAUGCUGGGAUGAGAACUCGGGGUGGCCGGGGCUAAUUAAAAUUCAUAAUACAGUGAAAUUUAAA